UCCACAGCUGGUGCCCCCCAACACCACGAGAGAGAUCAUUGCAACACCGCACACAACAACCACCACCACCACCAACCACCUCCUUCCUUCCUCCUCCUCCUCCCUCUUCUUCUCACCGUACUCGUUGUCGAGAGAGAGAGAGAAAUCCAGCCAUGCAGCACGGUGAAAGCGGCCAACGCCUUGGAUCGACAGUCAUCGACAAUGCCCUCUCGGACAGGAAGCUGGGAGGUGGCAGUGUGCGCUUCGUGAGCCACAGCACCGCGGAAUCGAGGGGGGCUCCCGGUCCGGGCGGGCACCCCAAGGGGGAACCGCUCCCGGGUUCCUACUUGGACUCGGCGAGCGCAGUGUACGAGGAGAUCCCGGAGGGUGGCCUGCACAAGGCGGAGAAGGAACAGAGCGACGAGCCAAAGAAGUCCCCCAAAAACUUCUUGCGCGGGCUAUGGGGGACCAGGCUGACGGAGGACAUCACCGACCGUGACAAGUAUGUGAAGACGACUUUGCGCGAGCUUUUUGUCUACAUCGCCUUCCUAAUUAACCUCAUCAUCCUGACAUUUGGCAUGACCAGCGACCUCAUGUAUAAGUACACCCUGGCAAUGGACAACCUUUUUCUGCAGAACACGGUCUCACCCAAUGACAGUGUCAACUUUAAUUCCAUCUUCACCUUUGAUGACUUCUGGCAGGUGGUACAGGGCCCAGUCCUCAACGGCCUCUACUGGGAUAAGUGGUACAACGACGUGCCGCUCGUGGAAAAUCAGUCGUUCAUCUACUACGAGAACUUCCUGCUGGGCGUCCCGCGCAUGCGCCAGCUCAAGGUGCGCAACGAUUCGUGCACGGUGCACGCCGACUUCCAGAAGGACGUGCAGGGCUGCUACGCCGCCUACUCCGAGGACGCCGAGGACAAGGCCUCCUUCGGCCCGGCCACCGGCACCCCGUGGAAGUACUCUACCAGCUCGGAGAUGAAUGGCUCCUCGCACUGGGGGCUGCUGGCGACCUACAGCGGCGGAGGUUACUACCUGGACCUGACCCGGAGCAAAUCUGAGAGUGCCACCAUCUUGCAGGACCUCUUCGACAAACAGUGGCUGGACCGAGGCACCCGUGCCAUAUUAAUUGACUUCUCCUCUUACAACGGUAACAUCAACCUCUUCUCAGUCAUCAGGCUGCUCGUGGAGUUCCCUCCCACAGGAGGGGCCGUGCCAUCCUCACAGAUUUACACCGUGAAGCUCAUCCGCUAUGUCACCGGCUCCGACUACUUUAUCCUGGCCUGCGAGGCCAUCUUUUGCUGUUUCAUCCUCUACUACAUCGUGGAGGAGAUCCUCGAGCUGAGCAUCCACAAGUUUGCCUACUUCAAGUCGGUUUGGAACUGCCUGGACCUCCUGGUCAUCAUGCUGUCGGUGGUGGCCAUCAUCUUCAAUGUGUACCGCACGGUGACUGUGAACAAGCUGCUCAAGGCGCUGCUGGAUGAACCCAAUCGAUACGGCAACUUUCAGUUCCUGGCAUUUUGGCAGACGCAGUACAACAACAUGGUGGCAGUCAAUGUUUUCUUCUGCUGGAUCAAGUUUUUCAAGUACGUGAGCUUCAACAAGACGAUGACGCAGCUCUCCUCCACGCUGGCUCGCUGCGCCAAGGACGUGCUGGGCUUUGCCAUCAUGUUCUUCAUCAUCUUCUUCGCCUAUGCGCAGCUCGGCUACCUUCUCUUCGGCACUCAAGUGGAGGACUUCAGCACAUUCAGCAACUGCAUUUUCACACAGUUCCGCAUCAUCCUGGGUGACUUUGAUUUUAACGCCAUUGAAAAUGCCAAUCGAGUGCUGGGCCCGCUCUACUUCACCACCUAUGUGUUUGUCGUCUUUUUCGUGCUCCUGAACAUGUUUCUGGCCAUCAUCAAUGACACCUAUGCAGAGGUGAAGAAUGAACUUGCGAAGAAGGAGAAUGAGUUUGACGUGGGUGGCUACUUUAAGAAGGUCUUCCUUGACAUACGGAUGAAGCUGGGCAAAAAUCGUGGAAACAUCGUGGACAUGAUAAGCGUGCUGGAUGCCUCCAGCCAAAAGAUCAAUUACGGCGACUGGAGACAAAAGCUGAAACGCCUGGGACACAGUGACGAAGAGAUCGAGGCAGCUUUUGCCAAGUUCGAUAAAGACAAGAACUCGGUGCUGGACUCAAAUGAGAUGAAACUCAUGAAAGACGAACUUAAAAACCAAAAGGCAAACAAACAGGUGGACAUGACAGACGAGGAUAAAGACAGCGUCGAUGUGUCUUCGCAAGAGUUCAAAGGACUGAUGCAAAAUGUCGAUAACCUCGAGCAGUCAAUCAGCACCAUGUUCUCCAAGGUGGAUGUCAUUAUGAAAAAAGUGGGAUCCUUGGAUAAGAAUUCAACCAAGGCCCCCAAAAAUGUCUAUCAAAAUGCCCCCGGAAAUGGUUAAAUCGGGAAAUAAAAACGGAUCGACAGAUGGUGAGGAUUUCUGAAGGCAACCGGAGGACAAGAAUCAUCUUUCUGAAAUAUCUGUAGAUGUAUUUUCCUUUCUCUGUACUCCAACUAGCCAUUAUGAAAUGCAAUACGAGUCACAAUUAAAAAGCACAACUACAAUUAUUUGUAUAAAUUCAAUGGUUGAGUAGAAGAAACCUUAGUUUAAUGUAUGUUGAUGAUCAUGUCUGUGUAAUCAGAUCCGUGAUGUAGAUUUCAGCCACAUCUCAUCACAACGAUUGACUGUUGUAAGGUUUUUGAAAUACAGUAAACAUUAAAUAAAACCUCAGCAGAAAAACUCAUGGUUAUUUUCUUGGUUCUUUCGGUAAAGUCACAUAGAAGGGAAAUAAUAAGUCACGUAGAAGGGGAAUAAUAAAAUAAUAAAAAUAAAACAAUAAAAGAAUGUUUAAUUUUUUUUAUUUUAUUAUUUCCCUUCUACGUGACUUUACCGAAAGAACCAAGAAGAUGAAUCCCUGCAGUCACGAAAGCUUCAGAUCGAAAAAAUUCAUGGUUAUUUUUCAACUUUAUUGCAGUCUAUAAAGUUUGGAAGCCUAAAAUCUUAUUUAAUGUAGUUGUAUUAGCAGAAUACUUGGUGAUCUUGAUCUGUUAAGUGGCACAUGUUAAUUAAGAUAUUAAAGUUGGAGAUGAGAACAAGUGCUCAAAAUGUUAUGGCUAUAUAGAAGUUAUAUAAAGGCAUCUUCUACUAUUUCCUAUCUCAUAUCAGUGUGAAUACUGUAAUUCAUAUUGCAUCACAACCCACUGUAUGUCUCGAAGUCCAUAUUGUUACAACAAUUUCGGAGUUAACAAUGCAGGCCAUCGUGCUCUGGUAGUGCCAUCUGAAACACUGUCAUGUGGUGAAACAAAACACACAUGUGAAUGUCACAGUUUCAGCAAAUGUAUCACUCUGAUGUGUUCUUGGGUUGUUGGAAGCUUCUUCUUGAACAUCAUGCCAAAAGUGUGGUCCAACUCGAACACACAACGGAGAGCAAUAUGGUACAAAUACGAAAACCUACUUACAUAUUACAAAAUCUGCAACAACAACAAAAAACACGUACUAAAUGUUGCUCAGUUGUGUUAAGAUAAAUGUUUAACACGUAAAAAGGCAUACAGCCUCUCGAUUAAGGGUAGGAACUAUAUGCUCUAUCUUGUAGUGUAUAUUUAAAGUCCCGCUGUAAAUGUUGAUGUAAUAUUUGCAUGCAAGUGGGAAAAUUACAAUAUAGUGAAAAUAUAAGCAGUAUUAAAUUGCUUGCAGUUACAUCUCUCAUCUUUGUUGCUUUAUGAAGAUAUUAAAUUGAUUUAAGUACAGUACAAUGUCGCAUAUCUGCCACGAUAUUGUAACCGCCCACACCCAAUGUAUUGGAUAAUAGCUAUUUACAUUUUUGUUCAGUUUUUUUGUCCAUAUUUUGUCAGGAAAAAAUAAUGUUGAACAACAUGAACAACUAUAACGAUAUAUUACAAAAUUGACGAUAGAAUUAAUAUGGAUAUUACAUCGUACGAUACUUUGUAUUACCUGCAUAUCGUGGCAACCCUGUGACCAAAAUGGUUGAACUAAUUUUUGAGCUUUUCGCAUAGCUGCCUAUAACCCAAUCCCUGGCAAGUUAGAUAUCCGAUGUUGUACUGUUCUUUAUACUGGUAGGAACCUCCUGGUUACACCAACCCACAGGGGAUUAUUGUGUCCGUCCGUCCUGCAUCCAAAAAUGGGAGGGGUGGGGCUGGGUGGAGAGGAGAGGGUGGGGAGGGGCUGGGUCCGGAGGGUGGGGAGGGGCUGGGGCUGGGUGGUGAGGGGCUGGUCACCCCGUGGUGCCCUUAUAAAACUUAACGUUUAACUUCCUCAUGCCGGCUUGUGCCCGCCCUCAGUCGGCCAUAUUUGCGGAAUACACCACGCCGCCGUUGACCCUGGCCAUUGACCGAGCAACCCAGCUUUCCUAUCAGCUCCCUCCGCAGGAAUGUUUUUUGUCUUCAGAUUCAUAUAACCAAAACAUUGUCUGAUAUAUUGUCCACCUGGAAAUGUAUGCAUGCCUAGUUAUAAACUAUUUAGGCCAUUGUCGGCUUUCCAGACCUUAGGACCACAGAUUACAGAAAUAUACCUUUUCACAAAAAAAAAAACCUGUCUGGUCUUGUAAAGUUGAUUAGUUCUUUUUCAUAUUGCAUGGUAAGAGUAAGUUAAAUCGGGAGUGGAAUGGUGGCCCAGUGGUUAGUGUGAAACGCAUUGAAACUGGCUACCUUAAUUAGAUUUCAUCAGCGGCAAUAUCAACCGUUUCUGGGCCACUCGUUUACAAACCAACACAGACCAGCAUGAAAUAUGGUCAACCAACCACCGCCACCAUGACAAGAGAUCAGAAACAUGAGGUUCCGAAACCACAUGCGGCUCUUUAAGGACCAUCUCAUGCAUAUGCAUUGUAACUCCUGAAAAAAUAUUGCUUAUUUUGGUUGCCGACCCCUGCCCAUGACUCUCCCAUCAGGGGGAGGGUUUCGUCCAACAGUGGAUUGAAAAAGGACUCUCUACAUGGUUAUUUUAAAGUGAUGUAAAAUAUUUUGAAUACCCUCCACGAUUCAUAAUUAUAAUGUUGCUAAGUUUUUGAGUACUUCAGUAAUGGAGAAUCCAGUUUUCAAAAAUACCAUGGACCAUUAGUUUUGUGGAAGACCAGAUAGGUUAUAUUCAGUUUUGCUUGACGCAUUUGACGUGUUAUGCAUGUUUUAACAUAGUUUACCCCUUCCCCAAUAAAAAAAAGUGUUAAAUUAA
Lethenteron reissneri (Far Eastern brook lamprey) is the source of this 5201-nucleotide messenger RNA. RefSeq names its product polycystin-2-like protein 1. Gene Ontology annotation, molecular function: calcium channel activity; calcium ion binding. The record is from RefSeq and is a predicted model, not a curated record. NCBI's taxonomy places the organism in Eukaryota, Metazoa, Chordata, Hyperoartia, Petromyzontiformes, Petromyzontidae. Gene Ontology annotation, cellular component: membrane. Gene Ontology annotation, biological process: detection of mechanical stimulus.